CGCGGCGCCGAGCGGCUGCUUCGCGCAGGCGCGCGCCCGGCGUGCGUGACGACGUCACCGGUUCUAGAACGUUGCUGUGGUAGCGCUCGGGCGCCAUGUUAGGACGAAGGGGAAGGAGGAGAAGCGCUUAAAGCGGCGGGAGCGGGUGCGGGAGUGGGGUAGGACCCAGGGCUAAGGCAGGCCCCCGCCCCCUCCCUCCCGCCUCAGUGGAUCAUGCCCAGGGCGGCAGCGGCGGCGGUUGCGGGGGGGAAGUGACUGGGCGGUGCCGGCGCAGGAGACGAUGCCGUUUCCAGUUACAACACAGGGAUCACAGCAAACCCAGCCGCCACAGAAGCACUAUGGCAUUACUUCUCCCAUCAGCUUAGCAGCCCCCAAGGAGACUGACUGCCUACUCACACAGAAGCUGGUUGAGACUCUGAAGCCCUUUGGGGUUUUUGAAGAGGAAGAGGAACUGCAGCGCAGGAUUUUAAUUUUGGGAAAAUUAAAUAACCUGGUAAAAGAGUGGAUACGAGAAAUCAGUGAAAGCAAGAAUCUUCCACAAUCUGUAAUUGAAAAUGUUGGUGGGAAAAUUUUUACAUUUGGAUCUUAUAGAUUAGGAGUACAUACAAAAGGUGCUGAUAUUGAUGCGUUGUGUGUUGCACCAAGACAUGUUGAUCGGAGUGAUUUUUUCACCUCGUUCUAUGAUAAGUUGAAAUUACAGGAAGAAGUAAAAGAUUUAAGAGCUGUUGAAGAGGCAUUUGUACCAGUUAUCAAACUGUGUUUUGAUGGGAUAGAGAUUGAUAUUUUGUUUGCAAGAUUAGCACUGCAGACUAUUCCAGAAGACUUGGACUUAAGAGAUGACAGUCUGCUUAAAAAUUUAGAUAUAAGAUGUAUAAGAAGUCUUAACGGUUGCAGGGUAACCGAUGAAAUUUUACAUCUAGUACCAAACAUUGACAACUUCAGGUUAACCCUGAGAGCUAUCAAACUGUGGGCCAAACGCCACAACAUCUAUUCCAAUAUAUUAGGUUUCCUCGGUGGUGUUUCCUGGGCUAUGCUAGUAGCAAGAACUUGCCAGCUUUAUCCAAAUGCAAUAGCAUCAACUCUUGUACAUAAAUUUUUCUUGGUAUUUUCUAAAUGGGAAUGGCCAAAUCCAGUCCUAUUGAAACAGCCUGAAGAAUGCAAUCUUAAUUUGCCUGUAUGGGACCCAAGGGUAAACCCCAGUGAUAGGUACCAUCUUAUGCCUAUAAUUACACCAGCAUACCCACAACAGAACUCCACGUACAAUGUGUCCGUUUCAACACGGAUGGUCAUGGUUGAGGAGUUUAAACAAGGUCUUGCUAUCACAGAUGAAAUUUUGCUGAGUAAGGCAGAGUGGUCCAAACUUUUUGAAGCUCCAAACUUCUUUCAAAAGUACAAGCAUUAUAUUGUACUUCUAGCAAGUGCACCAACUGAAAAACAACGCCUAGAAUGGGUGGGCUUGGUGGAAUCAAAAAUCCGAAUCCUGGUUGGAAGUUUGGAGAAGAAUGAGUUUAUUACACUGGCUCAUGUGAAUCCCCAGUCAUUUCCAGCACCCAAAGAAAAUCCCGACAAGGAAGAGUUUCGCACGAUGUGGGUGAUUGGGUUAGUGUUUAAAAAAACAGAAAACUCUGAAAAUCUCAGUGUUGAUCUCACCUAUGAUAUUCAGUCUUUCACAGAUACAGUUUAUAGGCAAGCAAUAAACAGCAAGAUGUUUGAGGUGGACAUGAAAAUUGCUGCAAUGCAUGUAAAAAGAAAGCAACUCCAUCAGCUACUACCUAGUCAUGUGCUUCAGAAAAAGAAAAAGCAUUCAACAGAAGGCGUCAAGUUGACACCUCUGAAUGACAGCAGCCUCGACUUGUCUAUGGACAGUGAUAACAGCAUGUCUGUGCCUUCACCUACUAGUGCUAUGAAGACCAGUCCAUUGAACAGUUCUGGCAGCUCUCAGGGCAGAAACAGUCCUGCUCCAGCUGUAACAGCAGCAUCUGUGACCAACAUACAGGCUACUGAAGUUUCUGUGCCACAAGUAAAUUCCAGUGAAAGCUCAGGGGGUACAUCGAGUGAAAGCAUUCCUCAAACUGCCACACAACCAGCCAUUUCAUCACCACCAAAGCCUACGGUCUCCAGAGUUGUUUCCUCAACACGUCUGGUAAACCCACCACCGAGACCUUCAGGAAACGCAGCAGCAAAGAUACCUAAUCCUAUAGUAGGAGUCAAGAGGACAUCCUCACCUCAUAAAGAAGAGAGCCCCAAGAAAACCAAAACAGAAGAGGAUGAAACAAGUGAAGAUGCUAACUGUCUUGCUUUGAGUGGACAUGAUAAAACAGAAACAAAGGAACAACUUGAUACAGAGACAAGUACAACUCAAUCAGAAACCAUUCAGACAGCGACUUCUCUGUUGGCCUCUCAGAAAACAUCCAGUACAGACCUUUCUGAUAUCCCUGCUCUCCCUGCAAACCCUAUUCCUGUUAUCAAGAAUUCAAUAAAACUGAGAUUGAAUCGGUAAAAACAACCUCAGGGGUCCAGAAACAAUGUCUGCCAACUCAACCUGUUGUCUUCAAAUACUAAAAAAGGAAUGGAGGGUGCAAGACUAGACAUGACUGAAAGUGGAUUUGAGGGUUUUUUGUGACCUCCCUUACUGGGCUAAUCAGCACUUGAUCGGAAGUCCAGGUUAGUAUGUGAAGCCAGGAGUACUAUUAUUAUUGUGUUAGCAACAGUUGCAUUAACUAUUUCAAAAAAUUACUGCCUUUUAAAAAAAAAAAAAAACCUCAAGCUAUAUUUGUAUUCAUAAUUGACAUCUGGACUGGGUUUAUGUUUGCUGCAUUGUUUGGAAAAUUUGCAAUACAAACUGGCAUAAGAAUUCUUUAUUCUGAUGAUGCACUUUUAUGUAUUUUUUUUAUUAUUAUUAGAAAGUAGAAAUAAUUUUAGAUUUUCAGCUUGAUGGAUUUUCAUUUUUUCCUGAAGAAUUUCCUUUACCAUUAGUCUUCAAAUCAGAUGCCGUUGCGCAGUGGUGUACUGUUACGCUUCAGAGAAAGGAUAAGAGUACAUCUAGGUCAGUCCCUCUGAGGUAGCUGUAACCUUUAAAAUGAAAUGUCAACACUAGGGUAUAUAUUUGACAUUGAAAGCAUAAUUAGGAAAUACUUCGUUUUGAUGGGGUCAUGAUUAAGAAAUGAUACUGGUUUUUAUUUAUAGAAAUGUUUAGAGUGCAUACAAAUCAGCGAUCAGCCAGCGAAUAUUUUUCUUUGAGCUUGUUAAAGCUCCAUAUUCUUUUGCCUUCAAUCUGUUGUCUUUGAAACCAAGCUUUUUGCUCCCUCCCUAUUCUUCCCUCCCCCUACCCCUUUUGCUUGUAUGUGUAAGGUAAGACUUCUUUCAUAAAAAAAAACAAAAUGCCAGUAUUUUCUUAAGCCAUGAUGUGAAACCAGUGACUCUGUGGCUGUAUGGCACAGAACACUAAAUUUUGGUCCCAUGGCUGAAACUUUAGGGUGACUAAAAAUAAUGCCUGUGAAACAUGAUAUCUAUCUUGGAUGGCCGUUUGAUCUCUAAAUAUGAGGAAUUUUGUACACUCCACAGAACUCCUGUCUAUAGUAAAGUUGAUUUUCAAUAUUAAAUGUAGGCAAAAAGGCAUUUUCUCCAAGAAUUUUAAACUAAUUUUUAUUUUUAAAUGGUUGACCAAAACUUGUCAGUAAAUUUUACAUGUGGAAACAUUUAAAAAUCAUUUCUAGCAAGCACUUGACAUCUAGUCAGUUCUUUACUCCUUUUUCUGUUUUGUUUUAUCCUCUCAGUAAAUAAUUCCUCAUAAUUAAGCAUCAGAGCAUUCAUCUUUACAAAUAUAUGAGGGAAGCCAGAUGUUGAUAAACUUAUUCUUUCUUAAUCUGGACAAAGCAAACCUAACAUUUUUCUGGUGAGCAUGUUUUAUGAAUCCUCCAUUGUGCUCCAUUCUAUCACAUGUGCAUUUUUCAUGUUAAACUGCAAUUACUUAACCUCUUCCCCAUUCCCUCUAAAUUAAUUUUCCAAAGUUGGAGUGUAGUCUUUCCCCCCUUAGGCUAUGCAUUAAUUGCAGCUUUCUUUUCGCCAUACUUUGUAGUGUCUAGCACACAGUGUUUUCCUUCCCACACCUUGGCUCUGCACAGCCGCCUUGCCACCCCAGCGCCCGCGCGGACGAGACGGUCAGGCCAGCAGGUGAAGGCUGCAGGGCGGCUGUGUGCUUCGUGUAGCUGAGAGUUAGAUCGAAACCGCCAGGCACAGACUUAGUCUUGUCAUUUUGUUUACACAUUGGGGAAAAAGAAUUCAGUUUAUUAAACGUUUCAUGUACCUGCACCCAAGUUUUGCCAAGCUGGGAACUUGGACCUUUUCUGUGUAGUGACUUUUUAAUUCUAGUUUUCAUAACCUGGAGAUCAGACUGUUGCUUUCGCAUGAUGUACGUAGUGUCUCAUGACUGGAGUUUGCUUUGUUUUAUAGUAUCUGUACUCCUUGUAUUUUUCAAGAGCUAUUUUGUAAACAGAUGAUGUAUUUCUCCAUUGAAAACACAAUAAAAAAAAAAAAAAACAGCACAA
Cervus elaphus (red deer) is the source of this 4547-nucleotide messenger RNA. RefSeq names its product poly(A) polymerase alpha (gene PAPOLA). The coding region runs from base 281 to 2500 and encodes 739 amino acids. The transcript is spliced from 22 exons. The record is from RefSeq and is a predicted model, not a curated record. Lineage: Eukaryota; Metazoa; Chordata; Mammalia; Artiodactyla; Cervidae. Gene Ontology annotation, molecular function: poly(A) RNA polymerase activity; RNA binding. Gene Ontology annotation, cellular component: nucleus.